This is a messenger RNA of Aspergillus puulaauensis, 1479 nucleotides long. RefSeq lists its product as uncharacterized. Gene Ontology annotation, biological process: regulation of DNA-templated transcription. Bases 1 to 1479 code for a protein of 492 amino acids. The transcript has 2 exons. Lineage: Eukaryota; Fungi; Ascomycota; Eurotiomycetes; Eurotiales; Aspergillaceae. The record is from RefSeq and is a predicted model, not a curated record. Gene Ontology annotation, molecular function: zinc ion binding; DNA-binding transcription factor activity, RNA polymerase II-specific.
AUGGUCGGCGUUCCUCGCAGUAAGGCGUGUCUUCUGUGCAGAGAGCGACGGAUCGGAUGCGACCAGACCCGUCCACAAUGCAUGCAGUGUAGCAAAUACGGCGUUUCCUGCCCUGGAUACAAGCGUCCCCUGCAAUUCCAUGACGAGGGUCCACGGCUCCAGAAAUGCUAUCAAACGCAGGGUUCGGCGCCCAGUGGUGGUCGGAUCCAGGGCAAGACCAGAGCUGCCGAUGCCAACAAGAGUGACCCCCAGCAGCAGCGUCGUUUGGCCAAACUCUUCAAAGUCGCCAAAGCCUCGAUAGAUGAGCGUGUUCAUCCAGCUCUGAUCCACCAGUCUUUCAUUAACCAGCAGCCGCAGGUGUUCAAGGACUUCAUCUGCGCUGCCUUCCCCACGAUGUUCUUCCACAACAAAUUCCGCUUUGGGAACGGCUUCACGUUCCCAGACUGGGUGGUGAGGCAUUUUGGUUCGAAGCAGUAUUAUGAUGCGUGUGUCUCAUCCAUUUCAUGUGAAUAUCUGGCCCAUCUUACUGGAGACGCCAGGCUUCGUCAAGUCAGCCGGCAGAAGUACUCACGGGCCUUGGGCGCGGUCAGACAAGCCCUGGACUCGGACGAGGCGGCGUCUGAUAGUCUGCUGCUCGCAGUAAUUCUCCUUGCUUUCUAUGAAAUGAACACACAGACUACUCGAGAGGCUUGGAUCUACCACUCGCGGGCGAUAAAGCGGCUGAUGAUGAACCGUCCGAUGCACUUCUAUCUGUCGGGAGUUGGGCGCAUCUGCCACUUUGCAUACAGACCAUUUCUCAUCGCCAUGGCACUCUACGAGGGUGAGGAAUGCUUUUUGAGUGAAGACCAUUGGCAGACGCUUGCAAGCAUGCUCCGGUCACAAGAUUCCCAGAAAAAAAGCGAAUGGGCGAUAUAUAUCACUGUCUACGAGACGAUCUUCAUGGAACUUGUCAAAUGUCCAGGCUAUAUAAAAGAGGCCCGCAAUAUCACUUCUCUGGCACUUCCAGAGGCGGAAAUCCUGGCACAGCGAGUUGGGACAAGCUGCGAGCAGCUCCGAAUAUUGAGCAACUAUUUACGAUCUCUUCUCGCGUCCUACAACCAACGAAAGGACGGAAUUAUAUUCCACUGCUUUGUCGGGCCAGAGCCAAGUGCUUUCCCAGAAACCAGUCCGUCACUUCUGCUCAAGGCUGCCGAUGAUGCGACUGAUAUACUGCAACAACUGUUUACUUGGCUAACUGCAAACACCAAAGAAGAAACCCCAUCCUCUAGCCCUGGAUCCCCACCAUACCUAUCAACUCCAGAAAGUGCCAGCACUCCGGAUUCUGGCUGCACGGUAUUGAAAUUUCCGUUCAGCUAUGAGCUCGGCGGGCGUGCAGCGAACGAUGGCCCGCCCCCGUUUACAUGGCUGGACCGAAUCGCAGGCUCAAUGGGGCUCCUAGGGGCUGAUACUACCCAUGAUCGGCGAGUAGCCUUGAUGUGA